CUUCAUUUUGUCACGUGCAGUUCACGUGUUAUAACCCUAGCCGGCCUCAGAGAGGAACCAAAGAAGCCGAAACCGAAGCCCUGGAAGACGAGGAGCAACGCCAUGAACCUCCAGGUCCAGAAGAACACCCUCUACGUAGGAGGGCUGGCGGAGGAGGUGAACGAGGUGAUCCUGCACUCGGCAUUCAUCCCGUUCGGGGACAUCAAGGACGUGAAGACCCCCCUGGACCAGGCCACCCAGAAGCAUCGCUCCUUCGGGUUCGUCACCUUCCUCGAGCGUGAGGAUGCAGCCGCUGCCAUGGACAACAUGGACGGCGCCGAGCUCUACGGCCGCGUCCUCACCGUCAACUACGCCUUCCCCGAGCGCAUCAAGGGUGGCGAGCAGGGCUGGGCCGCCCAACCCAUUUGGGCGGAUGCUGAUACAUGGUUUGAGAGGCAGCAACAAGAGGAGGAAAUGCAGCGUCUGCAGGCAGAACAGCAAGCUGCCAUGAAAGCAGCAGAGGAGCUGCACAGGAAGAAGUUGGCUGAAGAACGAGAAGGGGAGAAGGAAGAAGAAACAGAAACAAAGGCAGAUCCUAUGGCUGUGGCUGAAGCAGAGGCCUUGAAACAGCAGAACGCUUAAGCUAUCUAAACUCACGUUGAAGAAGACCAUGUGGAAAGAUAAACUUCUAUGUGCUGCCUCCUUGUUACUGUAAAAAAUUGAGGCCCUUUCAUGUUUUCUUCCUGUGGAUUUUGUCAUUACCUACUGCGCAUUGUCAUUACUUGCAUUGUGAUUUUCUUGGUGGUGGUUGUUUUAACCUAGAAAAGUAAAAUUGUUGAUUCUGCAGUUGAUAUUUUGCCAGAA
Molecule: messenger RNA, 843 nt
Organism: Elaeis guineensis (African oil palm)
Lineage: Eukaryota; Viridiplantae; Streptophyta; Magnoliopsida; Arecales; Arecaceae
Molecular function (GO): RNA binding
Source: RefSeq, a predicted model, not a curated record